Molecule: messenger RNA, 756 nt
Organism: Gongylonema pulchrum
Lineage: Eukaryota; Metazoa; Nematoda; Chromadorea; Rhabditida; Gongylonematidae
Source: the annotation of a GenBank genome assembly
AUGGGUAUGCUCGUGAAUGGGAACGACGACGGUUGUUACUGGGGCGGUUCGGGUUCUGCUGAACAAUUCCUUCCAAAUUUAGAAAAAGGUGGCAUUUGGCGACGAUGGCUCGGAUUUCGUGAGGGCUCAGCCGACCAGGAAAAGACGCAAAUGAGCCCAGAAUUUAAGGAGCUAACAGCAAAAUAUGAUACCUAUAAGGAGUGCAGCGAUUUGCUUGUGCAGAAACUGGAAGCCUGUAUUCAACAGAACAAAAAUGUUAUUGACAUUGGAAAAAUUGUCAACGAACCAAACGAAAAUCCAUACGAGAAGCUUGCAAAUUCAUUCUCCUCAUUCUCUAAUUUUUUUCCACCCGAAAAGCAUGAGUCUAUACGAGCACUGGCCAGCACAGCAUUUAAUCUUGGCAGACUUCAACGUGCUCAACAACUUGAAGGACGAAGAUCGAUCCGACAUCUACGACGAUUUUUUGCAACGGAAUACAAGGAACUGAUGGACGAAAGAGCAAAGCUGGAGAAAGCUCGUAAACACAUGGAUCGUAUGAAACAUGAAGUGAAAGUAUCGAAAACAACGGAAAAAAUCGAAAAAUACGCAGUUCUGUAUGAACAAGCAGUGGAAGAAUUUGAUGCGCAAGCGCGACGAACAAUUAUCCUUCUGAAUCAACUGCCAAACAUCAAAAAUGAGCACACGGUAAGUUUUUUUUUUUUCGGCUACCUUGAUCAUUGUUUUCCCUCAUUCCGCGUAGUAGAGAAGGAGAAAUGA